This is a messenger RNA of Truncatella angustata, 7269 nucleotides long. Its product is annotated as putative polyketide synthase. The transcript is spliced from 6 exons. NCBI's taxonomy places the organism in Eukaryota, Fungi, Ascomycota, Sordariomycetes, Amphisphaeriales, Sporocadaceae. Gene Ontology annotation, molecular function: phosphopantetheine binding; fatty acid synthase activity; oxidoreductase activity. Bases 1 to 7269 code for a protein of 2422 amino acids. Gene Ontology annotation, biological process: fatty acid biosynthetic process; secondary metabolite biosynthetic process. The record is from RefSeq and is a predicted model, not a curated record.
AUGGAUGAUCAGACGGAGGGAGCUCAUCAGUCAUCCUCAAGCUCGACACCGUUUCUUGCUAGCACACAUUCAUCGGCUUCUGUUCAAUAUUCACAGAAACCAGUCGCAAUAAUCGGCAUCUCUUGCCGUCUACCUGGGCGUAUUAUGACGCCUACGAACUUAUGGGACUUCAUGAUGUCCUCAAAUGUUGCAUCUAAUGAACCGCCUGCCACACGAUUCCAUCUGGCUGGUCAUUACGAUGCAUCUCACAAGCCCUAUACCAUGAAAACGCCCGGUGCCAUGUUUAUGGAAGAGGUGAACCCGGCCGACUUUGAUGCCGGAUUCUUUGGAGUCAACCAUAUGGACGCUAGCUCUAUGGAUCCUCAACAAAGGCAGUUGAUGGAGGUUGCUUAUGAGUGUCUCGAAAGCGCGGGGAUUCCGGUUGAGAGCCUAGCAGGAGCAAGAGUUGGCUGUAUCAUCGGUGCCAACACAGUUGAUUACUACGACAUGACUUGCAGAGAUCCAGAGGAUAGAACGGAAUCGCCAACCAUGGGAUCCAAUCGAGCGCUGCUAAGCAAUCGAAUCAGCCAUUUCCUCAAUGUACAUGGACCAAGCAUAUCUCUUGACACAGCGUGCUCGUCUACCCUUGUUGCUCUGGACAUGGCGUGUCUUUACCUGACGACGAAUCAAUGUGACUUCGUACUUGUUGGUGGUGCCAACAUGUACUUAUCUCCAGAGCGUAAUGAAGAUAUGGGUGCCAUGCGCCCUACUGCUUCCCCUACAGGUCGGUGCCAUACAUUCGAUAGUAAGGCAGACGGUUACGUGGCUGCGGAAGCUAUAAACUGCGUAUUGUUGAGACGCCUUGACGACGCUGUCAUCGCCAAAGAUCCAAUCAGGGCUGUGAUUAGAGGAACUUCGACGAAUAGCGCUGGGCGAACGCCGGGAAUUGCCAUGCCAAGUGCCACUGCCCAAGCGGCUGCCAUCCGUGCUGCGUACCAUAAUGCUGGGAUCCCCGAAAUUGAUUACUCUGAGACGGGUUUCUUGGAAUGUCACGGCACAGGAACCUUAGUGGGAGACCCAAUCGAAAUCACUGGUGCAGCCUCAGUGUUUGCCGCCGGCAGGGACCAACAUAACCUACUUGUGAUUGGAAGUGUGAAGUCGAAUAUUGGUCACUCGGAAGGCGCCGCUGGACUCUCUGGAUUAAUCAAAACAGUUCUAGCAAUUGAAAAUGGUAUUAUUCCUGGCACUGCUACAUUUCUAGAACCAAAUCCAAGAAUCGAUUUUGAAGCUUCUAAGGUUCGAGCGAGCAGAACGGCAGUUCGCUGGCCCAGCAACAGCAAGAAGAGAGCCAGCAUCAAUUCGUUUGGUUUCGGAGGUGCCAAUGCACAUGCAAUCGUCGAAAGUCCCCAAUACUUGUUGCCAGGCCGUCUCACAACGUACAAAUCUUCUUAUAAAAAUGGGGACAGGAUGUGGGAUGACUUCUUCGAGUUUGAAGAACCAGGAGCUUCUCCCACCCCUGGGGUAUUGACCCACACAAAGCCACAGAUCGUCGUUUUGUCUGCAAAUGACGAAGAAUCCCUGAAAGCUUCCAUCGAGGCUCUGGUCUCUCAUCUUCUUUACCCAUCUGUGAGCAUCCAGCUCAAUGAUCUGGCAUACACGUUGUCGGAGCGUCGCAGUCAACUAUAUUAUCGCGCCUACAGUAUUCAGCAUGUCUCGUCAAAACUCAGUACUACAGUUUCUCAAGAAACCUUCACUGUCUGCAAACGCUCCACUAGCAAGCCCACUUUGAUCGGGUUUGUAUUCACCGGACAGGGAGCACAGUGGCCCCAAAUGGGCAAAGACUUACUAGAAUCAUUCCCAAUAGCUAUGAAGAUGGUCCAGGAGCUUGAUAUUGCAAUACAGACAAUGGAACAACCUCCUCCGUGGUCUCUUGUCGAGGAAUUGAUAGUGCCACGCUCGGCUGCAGCCUUUCGGGAGCCGGAAUUUUCUCAACCUCUGGUCACUGCUUUACAACUUGCAUAUCUCGCAGUGCUUUCGCAAUGGGGUAUCAAAGCCAAAGCAGCAGUCGGUCAUUCCUCUGGUGAAAUUGUAGCCGCCUACUAUUGUGGAUACAUUACGGCGUCGGAAGCAAUAAAGAUUGCUUACCUCCGUGGCCAAGCUGUGAAAAAUGUGCCACCACAAGCUCCCCUGGGGAUGUUGGCUGUGGGCGCUGGCGCCGACGACGUCAUGACCUAUCUUCAGGAUUACGGUUACCUGGUGCAAAUUGCAUGUUUCAACAGCCCCAGGAGUGUUACUCUGUCUGGCACUGUUGAAGCACUGGAACAAGUGAAGAUGAGACUAGAGACAUCUAGUGUCUUUGCACGCAUGCUGUUAGUCAACGCAGCCUAUCACUCUACACACAUGUUGGAUGUCGGAGUAAAGUACAGAGAGUUGUUAGAAAAUGCGACUCAAAAGCCUGGUUCAGCGGCUCGACCACAUACUGAUCAGGCAAUAAUGUAUUCUUCCGUCACUGGAGAGAGGAUGAACGAACCAGCAGAUGUCACUUAUUGGCAUCAAAACAUGGUAUCACCGGUUCGCUUCCAGCAGGCGACAUCAGCUAUGUUGUCCUCUCAAGUGGAUGGAGAGGAUGCAAUCAAUUUCCUCCUCGAGAUUGGACCAUCGAACGCUUUGUCGGGACCGAUUUCGCAGAUAUACGAUCAACUCUCUUCCAAAUUGGUGGUACUCCCAGUUUAUUCUUCUGUAGCAAAGCGUGGACAGCAGUCUCUUCAAAGUCUUUUCGACACAGCGGGUCAAUUGUUCGGAGCUGGGUAUGCGGUGAGCUUCAGCGAUGUCAAUGAGUACAACCAGGCGCAGACCGAGGAGCCAAGCAUAAUUGUGGACCUACCGAAUUAUGCGUGGAACCAUUCAAAGAAAUACUGGCACGAAUCUCUUGCGUCAAAGGACUGGCGGUACCGUCCCUUCAUCCGCCAUGACCUACUGGGGACCAAAAUCUUGGGAACUUCCUGGAAUUCUCCGAUCUUUCGCAACAGGCUCCGUCUAAAGGAUAAUCCAUGGCUGCGGGAUCACAAAUUGGGAGAGCAAGUGGUGUUCCCCGGCGCUGCUUAUGUUGCCAUGGCUCUAGAGGCGAUGUAUCAACAUAGUUACAUGGUCACAUGGACCUCCGGCGCUAAUGUUCCUAAAAGGUUCCAGUAUCAUCUGAAAGAUAUCAAGUUUGCUAGAGCUUUAGUACUGGAUGAUUUGGACGAUUAUAGCAUGAUCUCCCUUUCUUUAUCUGCGGUGCCUGGAUCCAUCGGCUCCUGGCACGCAUUUCAAGUCUCGUCGCUAAGGGCACAAGUGGACUUGAAGAGUGAAGACGUAUGGAGAACACAUGCUACAGGCCUUAUACGCAUCGAAACGGGCUUUAUUAAUUCUGUGGCGGCACCGGAAUCUAUCGCCCCUCUUAAGCAUUCGAUUCCCGCCAAGUUGUGGUACAAAUCCAUGCGAGAUUCUGGCUUCAACUUUGGGCCUAGCUUCCAAAAGCACCUGGCAAUGGAAUACACGGCCGGUCAUAAGACAGGUCGCAGUACUGUGGAUCUCUCACCACCAUUGAGCAUUUUCCGACAAAGCGAAUAUCUUCUUCAUCCAGCAUGCAUAGAUGGAUGCUUCCAAACGGUGACCAGCUCGAUUUGGCAGGGCGAUCGCAGUGCGGUGAAUGCAGCACUUGUCCCCUUCCAGAUCGAUUCGCUGACCAUUCCCCACCGCUCUGUGGUCGAGAAACCUAAAGUUGGCAUUUCGAACGCGAUCUCUCAGUAUGGCGGAACAGGGCGGCGCGAUAUUAUGAAACACUAUACUAGUUCUUGUCAGGUUUACCAUCCAGGCACCGGCACACUCAUUCUUGAUAUGAAGGGAUUACGCUAUACGGAGCUAGACUCAACGAAAGAAAGCACUUUGGGCCAUACAUACGCGCAACUUACUUGGGAUGUCGAUAUCGACAUGCUGUCACAGACGACUUUUGAAAAUGUUGAAUCACCCAAUACACUAGCCGCAGCACAAAAGAUUAUGUCACUAGCCGCGCAUAAGAAUCCAAAUCUCAAUGUUCUUGAGAUCAAUCUAAAUCCAACGGACAUCUCCAGUCUAUGGUUACGUCAUCACGAUCAUUGUCGUAUGACCUUUUCGCAGUAUCGGUUUCUCUCCGACAAUGCUCAUUGUGUGGUUGCUGCCCGCGAGGCGCACGCUAACCUCAUAACGCCCAAGGUCGAUUUUGUUAUGCUUGAUUUGACCAAGCCUUUUACUGAGUUCGUUAACAAGUUCGACUUUGUAAUUAUCAAGACUACGCCUGGGAGAGUAUCCCAGGAGCUGGGGUUAGUCCUGGUGAACGUCCAAGCUUGGUUAUCCGAUAAUGGUGGCCAGGCGUUCAUUGUCUCAAUGACCGGAAACAUAGGCUCGCUAACAGCAGAUAUCAUUGGUGCGAGCUUUUCCAAAUUGCUUUUCUCGGAUGCUCUUGUGCUGGCGUACCAGCAGAAAGCCAUCAAGGCAAUGAAGAGCCAUGAACCACGUGAGGUUCACGUGGUCAAGUUCGACUCCGAGAUAAAUACCACAAAUGCCGAAAAUGUCAUCAGAGAAGCCCUCUCCUGUGAUCUCAUCGCCAAUACAAAUCCGUUUGCACUACCUGUCGAAAGCAAGAUACUGGUUCUAGAUGAGAUUAAUGGUGAGGUCUUGUCUAAAAUGACCAAGCGACAAUGGAACAUCCUCCAUCAGCUCAUUUCGUUAUCUUGUUCCAUUCUCUGGGUUACAACCGGGGCACAGGGGCUUUCGGUCACGCAGCCUUCUAAAGCACUUAUCAACGGCCUUUUCAGGGUAAUCCGAAAUGAGGAGCCAUUGCUUAAUCUCAUCAACCUCGAUAUCGAACAUGCUUCCACUGUUGACCCAGCCACAAUCUCAUCAAUUGUCACCUGCCUUGAGCUAUUGCAAAAGGACAGGCCCAAGUCUAGGUUUGAAUCAGAGUUCUCAUGUCGCCAAGGCUUGAUUUAUAUCAGCAGGGUCGUGCCUGACCUUGCUCUCAACUUGGCAAGGGACGAAGAGUUUCUCGGGCGCGCGCCAGAGAUUAUGGAUCUUCAUGACUCACCAUUCAUGAUCCACCUGCGUGCAGAAAGGAUUGGCAACAUAGAUUCGUUGCAAUACAGUGCUGUUGCGCCUGAACGACCUGUGCUCCGGGAGAACGAGGUUGAAAUCCAGGUUUUCGCAAGUGGCGUGAACUUCAAAGAGGUCGCGGUCACCAUUGGCAUCAUUCCAGAGAAUGAGUUCCUCCUGGGUGGGGAGGGUGCCGGUAUCGUCACCCGUAUAGCUGCCGACGUCACGAAAUUUGUCCCUGGGCAGAGAGUGGCAUUUUUCGAGAAGGGCUCCUUUGCGAACAGAGUCAUAACCAAGACUGAAGCUGUCAUCGGCAUUGAGGAUCCAAUGUCCUAUGAGGAAGCUGCCACUAUUCCUUGUGUAUUCAUGACAAGUUAUUAUUCGUUGAUUCAUUUGGCCAACGUGAGGAAGGGUAACACUGUACUUAUCCACUCGGCCGCGGGUGGCGUAGGCAUUUCAGCCAUUCAGUUGUGUCAACAUUUAGGCGCUACGGUGUACGCCACUGUAGGUACACCCGAGAAACGCGAAUUCCUUCGGGAGAGGUUUAGCAUACCAGAUGACCGCAUCUUCUCCAGCCGCACGCCAGCUUUUGGUGCCCAAAUUCUCGAGUAUACGUCCGGAAAAGGCGUGGAUGUUAUACUGAAUUCUUUGACUGGCAACUUGCUCGAUGAAUCUUGGCGCAUUGUUGCUGACGGCGGAAUCAUGGUCGAGAUUGGAAAGAGGGAUAUUCUGGACCGCAAAUCGUUGAGCAUGGAGCCUUUCAACCGCAAUGCCUCAUUCCGUGCACUAGAUCUGAGUCACAAGGAAAUUAGUGAUGACAUGAUUGCUAGUCUAUUGGAGGAUGUCUUCAAGCUUAUGGCUGUUGGUUCUUUGAAACCGAUAUCACCGAUCCAAGUCUUUCCAUUCAGCGACAUACCUUCCGCAUUCCGUCUCAUGCGCUCGGGAAAGCAUAUCGGUAAGUUGGUGAUCUCAGAUGGAGCCUCUCCCACAGCUCGUAUUCAGGUGCCAGUGCGUCCUAUGGCGCGGUCAGUGAGGCUACGCCCAGAUAGGUGUUAUUUGAUCGUCGGCGGGCUGCGGGGCCUUUGUUCUAGCCUCAUGAUGUACCUGGCGAAGAUGGGGGCGAGGCACCUAGCAGUCAUGAGCAGAAGCGGUGAGGGCAAGAGUUCCCAGAAAACUAUCGAAGAUAUCACGGCAUUGGGGUGUGAAGUGCAACUUUUCAAGGGUGAUGUUUCCAAUGAAGAUGCAGUGAGGCAUAUUCUGGCAAGCACGAAAGUGCCCGUUGGUGGCAUCGUCCAGGGAGCAAUGCUCCUGCGUGACCGUACGUUCGCUUCGAUGACCGUGGAAGAAUACCACGAUGCCAUUACUUGUAAACUGCAAGGAACCUGGAAUCUGCAUAACGUUUCACUCGACUUAGGCUUGUCACUUGAUUUCUUUACACUGCUAUCUUCUAUCUCGGGUCUCUAUGGCUCUAAAGGCCAAGCAAACUAUGCAGCAGCUAAUGCCUUCCUGGACGCUUUUGCUCUCUACCGUUCAGAAACCCUCGGGCAGCCUACUACUUCAGUUGAUCUCGGAGUAAUCGAAGAUGUGGGUUAUAUGGCGGAGCACAAGGAACUACAAAGUCGUUAUGAUCCCAAAGUAUGGUACCCUAUCAACGAGAGACUUUUGAAGAAGGUCUUUGGAUUCAGCAUCUUACAGCAGGAUAAGCUUCAAGUCCCAAAUCCCUCAAGUGCGGCCCAUAUGAUUACGGGUUUCCAGAUUCCACAAGUGGAGUCCUCGUUCCUGUCGUCCGACGCGCGCUUCUCGCCCUUAUUUUCUGGGGCCUCCUCAGAUUCCAAUACAGCCGCGAAAAACGAGGGCAGUAAACGUAGCAUCCAAGCUAUCUUGGUCAUGGCAAAGUCAAACGUAGAACGGCGGGCCAUACUUGACGCGACAGUGAACAUCCUCAACAAGUAUUUGGUGAAGAGUCUGCGAUUGGCUCAGGACCUGAAUACCACCCGGCCACUGAGCACCUAUGGUAUAGAUUCGCUCGCGGCCGUUGAAUUCAGAAACUUCGUGAAGAGCGAGUUCGGGGUGGAGUUGACAACACUCGAAGUUGUCAACGCAUCAAGUUUAACAGCGUUAUGCGAGAAGCUUGUCGAAAGGAUCUUAGUUGGCCAGAAUAAUACCUCAGAGCAUUCAUGA